Molecule: messenger RNA, 261 nt
Organism: Eruca vesicaria subsp. sativa (arugula)
Lineage: Eukaryota; Viridiplantae; Streptophyta; Magnoliopsida; Brassicales; Brassicaceae
Source: the annotation of a GenBank genome assembly
AUGAUGAACCUAUCGAAGAGCAGCUCGUCUUCGCAGAUAGCUAACAGUAGUUGCCGUAAUCGCGUAGCAGAAAGAAGUAGGGGGAUUCCGAGACACUGUCGCUGCGGUGAGAGAGUCGUCCUUAGGACUUCCUGCACCGUUAAAAACCCUGGGAGGCUAUUCUACUGUUCUCCUCUUAGCGCUGAAGGGGACAAAUAUCAUCUCUUUUCAUGGACCGACGAACGUAUUGUGGAAGAAGUGGAGGAUAUGAUGAUGUUUUGA